UAUAAACAUUUCAGUAUAUCUGAGGUGUUCAUUUGAUUACAUAUGUUUAGAGAGUAAAUUUACACUUCUAAGGAGGAUUGUUGUUUUAAAUGCAACAACGUUGUGUUUUUUAAAAUACAUUGUUUUCACAACACCAUCUGAGUUCAAAGAUUUUGGAAUUAACGCGGAUUUUUUUUUUCAAAUGUGAACAACUCCUUAUUUGCAGUUUCCAUUGCUGGUUCAUUCAUUUAUUUUACAAGAAGAAUAGACAAACAAAUCCAGCUGUUGGCAAUGACAGGGAAAAUUCUAAUAUGUUUGACAUUGUUCUUCGUUCCGACUGAGCUCCGCAAACUAUGUCCCAAAUCUGUGCCCAAUCCCAUCCGAAUCAAGGACCCGGAUGACUGUACAAAGUACCAUCUGUGUGUGGACAUGCGCGAGUUCAUCAUCACGUGCCCCGACCAUUUUGUGGUCAGUGAGAGGUCCAUGAAGUGUGUCCCAGAGGGAUCAGUGUUCGAUACCUGUCCUGCAGAAGAAAAAUGGCGCCGGAAUCUUUGCCUGCGUUAUCCCAAUAUCACUGUUCAGCAUCCACACAACUGCGCCAAGUAUUUCGUCUGCAACCCCAAAGCCCCACAAGGCAGUAUGGCUCGCAUAGAGGAAUGUGAUUUUCCGUACUUAUUCAGUCCGGAGUCCGGUCGAUGCAAGCAUUACAGCGUUGUCAGCUGUGGGCAGCGAUUCGAACCAAAGACUCACUGUGAAUAUGACAAGUACCUCUGUCAACACGCCCAUUGUCCGCCAUGUUUUCUGCGGCAUCCAAGUUGCCAUGGACUUCCCGAGGGUUUGAACCCCUGGCCCGGGAAGGAGGGCACCCCGUUUUUCCUGGUCUGUCGGGACGGUCGCGUGCGAUAUAGCGGACAGUGUCCGGACACGCCCACCUCCCAUCAGAUGUUUGACCCAUAUAAAAACUUGUGUGUAGAGAAGUAUCCCUACGACAGCAGUGACUGAGAGGGGCGAUAUCCUAGUCCUUGUGUAUUUAUUAAUUUAUGUCUAGUGUCACAGUGUAUGUAUCAUUGCAUUGUUGAUUUUACUAUUUCCCCUGUUUAUAUAAUGUGACCAUUACAUGAAAUCCUUUUUUUCACCAAUAUUAAAAUGUUUGCAACUUCAA
Messenger RNA from Magallana angulata, 1141 nucleotides. RefSeq lists its product as uncharacterized. The transcript has 3 exons. Bases 271 to 981 code for a protein of 236 amino acids. Lineage: Eukaryota; Metazoa; Mollusca; Bivalvia; Ostreida; Ostreidae. The record is from RefSeq and is a predicted model, not a curated record. Gene Ontology annotation, cellular component: extracellular region. Gene Ontology annotation, molecular function: chitin binding.